CCCCACAGUGCCCCGCGCGCAGCGGCCGCGCUUCCGGGUGCGGGCCCAGGAGGGCGGCGGGCCCGGCGCGGCGGGCGGAGCGCGGCGCUGCCCCGAGCGGAUGCGAACGAGCGGGCGCGCAGUGCCGGAGGAGGCCGCGCCCGGACAUGAGGCUUCGGCUGUGGCUGGUGCCGGCCCUGGUGCUGGUGUGGGGGCCGGGCGGGCUGGAGGCGCUGGGGCGCCCGCAGCGCUACGACACAGUUGAGUCCAUGCUUUCAGACUACGACAUCCUCUCUCUGUCUAGCAUCCAGCAACACUCACUAAAGAAGAGGGCCCUCCAGCCUGAGACACACGUAGAGAGGCUCUUAAGUUUUUCAGCCCUGCAAAGGCACUUUAAAUUGUACUUAACUGCAACUGCUGAACACUUUUCAGAAAAAUUUCAAGCAUUAAUUGUGGAUGGUGAAGGCAAGGAAAAGGAGUAUCAUGUUCAAUGGCAAGACUUUUUCACUGGACAUGUCGUUGGAGAGCAUAAUUCCAAGGUUGUGGCACAUAUUGGGGAUGAAGAUUUUACAGUGCGAAUCAAUACCGAUGGAGAAGAAUACAAUAUCGAGCCACUGUGGAGAUUUGUAGAUGAUGUGGAAGACGAAAGACUGCUGGUCUACAGAUCUGAAGAUAUCAAGGAUUUCUCAAGGUUGCAGUCCCCCAAAGUAUGUGGUUAUUUGAAGCUGAAUGAAGAUGAACUGUUGCCAAAAGGACUGGAAGACAGGAAACAAAAUGAAGAAAGCACCCAUAGGAAGAAAAGAGCUGUUCCAGAGAACUCCAAAAACACGUGCAAGAUGUUGGUAGUGGCAGACCAUCGUUUCUUCAAGUACAUGGGCCGUGGGGAAGAGAGCACCACUAUAAACUAUCUGAUUGAACUGAUAGACAGAGUAGAUGACAUCUACCGAAACACUUCCUGGGAUGAUGGAACCUUCAAUGGGUACGGCAUACAGAUAGAGCAGAUUAUCAUCCACAAUGAGCCAAAUACUGUAAAACCUGGAGAGAAGCAUUAUAAUAUGGCAAAAAGUUGCCCAGAUGAUAAGAAAGAUGCCUGGGAUGUGAAAAUGCUGCUAGAGCAAUUUAGCUUUGAUAUUGCAGAGAAAGCAGCUCAUGUGUGCCUUGCUCAUCUCUUCACGUACCAAGAUUUUGACAUGGGAACCCUUGGACUAGCUUACGUUGGCUCUCCCCGACCUAACAGCCAUGGUGGCAUUUGUCCUAAAGCUUAUUACAGUCAAAUUGCAAAGAAGGAUAUCUAUCUGAACAGUGGCUUGACCAGCACCAAGAACUAUGGGAAGACCAUCCUAACAAAGGAGGCUGACCUGGUUACAACACAUGAACUCGGACAUAACUUUGGAGCAGAGCAUGAUCCUGACAGUCUGCCAGAGUGUGCCCCCACUGAAGACCAGGGUGGGAAAUACGUCAUGUAUCCUAUUGCUGUCAGUGGGGAUCAUGAAAAUAACAAGAUGUUCUCAAGCUGCAGCAAAAAAUCCAUCCAUAGGACCAUAGAGGUCAAGGCCCAGGAGUGCUUCAAAGAGCGCAACAACAAAGUGUGUGGGAACUCCAGAGUGGAUGAAGGGGAGGAAUGUGAUCCUGGCCUCUUGUACCAACUGGCUGAUCCCUGCUGCUCUGCAGACUGUAAACUGAAAGAUGGUGCCAAGUGCAGUGACCGGAACAGUCCUUGCUGUAAAGGCUGCCAGUUUGAAAGUGCACAAAAGAAAUGCCAGGAAGCCAUAAAUGCCACUUGUAAAGGAGAGUCUUUUUGCACUGGGAACAGCAGCGAGUGUCCCCCUCCAGGGAAUGCUCCGGAUGACACCGUGUGCGUGGACAUGGGCAAGUGCAAGGAUGGGGAGUGUGUCCCUUUCUGUGAGAGGGAGAAGAACCUGCGCUCGUGUGCUUGCAAUGAAACAGAUAAUUCCUGCAAGGUGUGCUGCCGGGACGAGCAGGACAGGUGCACGCCGUACGUGGAUGCCAACGACCAGUUCCUGUUCCUGCGCAAGGGGAAGCCUUGCACCGUGGGGUUCUGCGACACAAAUGGCAAAUGUGAGAAGCAAGUACAGGAUGUGAUUGAACGAUUUUGGGAUUUCAUAGACCAACUCAGCAUCAAUACUUUUGGGAAGUUCCUAGCAGAUAAUAUCGUGGGCUCUGUGCUUGUCUUCUCCUUACUGUUUUGGAUUCCUCUCAGCAUCCUUGUGCACUGUGUGGACAAGAAACUGGACAAGCAGUAUGAGGAAAACACGAAGUCUCUGUUUUGCCCCAGUAACGUGGAGAUGCUGAGCAGCCUGGACUCGGCCUCGGUGCGCAUCAUCAAGCCGUUCCCCGCGGCGCAGGCGGCCAGCCGGCACCAGCCGCUGCAGCCGCUGACGGCCGCGCCCGCCGCGCCCCCGGCGCCCAAGCAGGAGCACCAGAGGAUGGACACCAUCCAGGAGGACCCCAGCACCGACUCGCACAUCGACGAGGACGCCUUCGACAAGGACCCUUUCCCAAACAGCAGCUCGGCCGCCAAAUCUUUCGAGGACUUGACAGAGCAUCCUGUCAUUAGGAGUGAGAAAGCUUCAUCCUUCAAACUGCAGCGCCAGAACCGCGUGGACAGCAAAGAAACAGAGUGCUAGUGUCCUGCUGCCUGCUAAAUGUGUGACUCGUGGCGGCAAAACAAGGAUCUGAAACCAUUUCAUUUCUAGAAAUAUAAAUGUAUGUACAUAUAUUUUUGUGAGGGAGUGGGAGAAUAAGGAAGUGACCUACUGCAGAUGCUGGUCAUGUGUAUGACCUUCCUUAAACUACAUUUAUAAGCAUUAUAUCUUUUAAAAAGGAAAAUCCAAACUAGAACUGGCUUGUUUUUGAAGCUUUUUGGAUUUGUUUUCUAUUUCCUUGACCUUUAACAUUUCCUUCAACCUGUGGUGCAAAACCAAAUAUCCUGAUGGAUAUUGGAUUGUGUAUAUCAGCCUUUUUUUAUAAUUUAAUAUUUUGUAGUCUGACAGCACUGAUAGACAAAAUUACGGGGCUUUUAAAACCAAAAUGAACACUGCAGUAUGUCCCAUAAUAGAGUAGAUAAUUUAGCAAUUUAAGGUACAUGUAACCAAAAGCCUAAGCAAAUGCCUUGAGAACAGGGAGAAACGAAACAGAUAAAAAUACAGUCUCACAGCAUUCACUGAAAUGCAUAAUCAGUAUCAAGAAACUUAAGAUGCCCAGCUUCUGUAUAGAUAAAAGGAUCACAGAGGCUGUUAAAGUGUAUAAGGUGCAUGAGAAAUGCUCCUCUAGCAUGAAACUCCUGCCUCAGUGAUGAGGCUGUCUUGUCUUGGUGGCUUCUGUUGGGAGCUUCCCACUCUGCACUAAGGUUUGUGUGUCCCAGGGGUUGGAGAAAAAAGUGUAAAGGAAGAAAUAAUUUAUGCAGAUGACACUUUAAACUGCUGUUUACAACAGUUUUGGUGCAGAAAUGUUUCUCCAAAUGCUAUUUUAAAAUAGUUAAUGUUCAAAUUGCUGAGCUCAGUUUUCCAUGGUCUCUGUGGCCUUUUGGAAGCUCCUAUGGCAUGAAUGACGGGAAAAAAAAAAUCACUCCAUUGCAGGGGAGACAUUUGUUUAAAAACAAUUGUGAAUUUAGUAAAGAAAUAAAGCUUUGUUAAAACUUGCAAGGUAAGUAUAAGGAGGAGAUUUUGUGAAUACAGAUUCUCACACAGGUAGUAAAACUUCUUAAAAGCUGGUAAUGGAAUGGUGUCUUCUGUACACCUGGAGGUCUGUCAGGUGAGCUGGGACUGGCACAAGAGCAUUGUUUUAGCUUAGUAGCAGUGGAGUCACAGAGCAACUGUCCUGGUAGUACAGCAGCAUCAUUCUGCAGCUGUUUUCUCCCACAAUAAUCUAUUGAUAAAACUGACAGAACGUGGCCAAGGGCAGAACCAUUUAACUGUUACAAGCCUGGACUCAGCCAUAGGGAAGCAGAGCUGCAGUGAGCCUGUGUUGUUAAAUGUGAGGGAAAGGAAACUGAACCUGUGCUGCAAGGUUGUGUGAGUGCUCCCUCUCCUCCACACCCAAGGAUACUUGUUACACUAGUACUUGAAUGUGUGCCUUAUGGUAGUCCUAUCUGACUAGCUAUUAUGUUUUAUAUGCUGGUUUUGAACUUUGUUUGGGGUUGUUUGUUUUUGUUCGGGUUUUCUGAUCAGUGCAAAGUACAUGUAUGAGGAGUUAAUUUAAUUCCCAACAAAAUAAAAGCUUUUUAUAUUAAAAAAAAAAUCAGUUAAACAAGAGCUGCUUCUAUAUGCAGUCCUUUUCUAAAAGAUCUCCAUGCUUUGGUUGUCAAAGCCUGGGUUAAAAGUCUGGCAUGCAGCCAGGCAGGAGCCAGGAUUUCUGACUGCUUCUUUCUGAGCUUGAAUGCUACACAGGCCAGCCCUGGACUAUCCGUGGUGUGGGCUGCCUACUUCCUGCUGCUCUUGUCAUGUGUCCUGCAGAUUAUCAUCAGUUGAGAUGGUAACAUUAAAUGCCUGAGGGAUGGGGGUGUGCUCAAAUGCAUGUUCAGGUACCAAAUUUGUGAGUACAUGUUCUCAGCACAAAGGUCCUUACACAUGCCAGGUGAAAACCAUGCAGUGGCAGGUGCUUGGGAGCAUGAAAAAGGAUUUGGAGCAGGCCUUGGAAAUCACUGAGUCCAUCCCCCAGCCUGAGCUGUAUUCCAGAAACUGAAAGCAGUACUUGUAUUGUUUGUUCCUAACAUCUAAGGCAGGAAGAUCCACAGCUUCCCACUGGGAAGCCUGUUUGCUGUUCAGCCAGUCUUUACUGUAAGCAUUCAUUAGGAAAAGGAUAGUCCAGUUUAAUACUCAUAAAUAUUUAUAUAUGAAACUCGCUUCUGCUCUGGCUCCAGGCACAUGAAAAAUACUUAUGCUCCAGUUCAUAACACUGUUACAUAGUAGAUGACAGGUCUUGGCCAGCUUGUCUUAAUUAUUUUAUGAAGCAAAGGCAGUCUAAUGGCACUAAUAGUGCAGGACAGCAUGAGAGCCUCUGUCACCCCCUACAUAAUAAGCACACCUGUUCCAUGUCAACAUAACUGUUAACACAGCCCAGAAUUAUGGAAGGGUUAUAGCUGCAGUGAUACGCUAUUUCAUUUUUAUGCACAGUUAGUUGUAUCUUCAUUUUUGCUGCUAUCUCACUUGCCAGACAUUCAUUUCCCAAACCAUUUUUUUCCAUACUGGUUGAAUUUCAUCUAGGUUACAGGCAAUGGCUUUUUUUCUUGGUAAAGGUAGUUUUGUAGUUAGUCUUCUCUUAGCCAAAACCUGCAUAGUCUGCAGUACUUACAGAUUACAUGAGCUGUAAAAUAAUUUUAACAACUCACUUUAAAGGUCUUAAAUUGAUGGCAAAUGACAUACAGUGCAGCUUUGUCAGCAGAGAUGCAGGCCUUUGCUACUAGUUUCUCCAAGCUUCUAUAUCCACCAGUUUUAUACUGCCCAAAAACAUGCACUGGUCUGAAACCUGUGCCUAUACUGAAGAGCUGGGUAUAAAGAUACUGGUGCCAGAGUAAGUUACAUUUUAAAAGCCUUUCUCUAAACUAUUCUCUAUCACUACCAAAGCCAAAGCAGAACUUAGGGAACUGCUGUUCCUGCUGUAUUACAUCCAAAUAAAUUAAUUCAGACUGACA
Oenanthe melanoleuca is the source of this 5632-nucleotide messenger RNA. RefSeq names its product ADAM metallopeptidase domain 17 (gene ADAM17). The record is from RefSeq and is a predicted model, not a curated record. Gene Ontology annotation, biological process: Notch signaling pathway; membrane protein ectodomain proteolysis. The coding region runs from base 147 to 2627 and encodes 826 amino acids. Gene Ontology annotation, molecular function: metalloendopeptidase activity. Lineage: Eukaryota; Metazoa; Chordata; Aves; Passeriformes; Muscicapidae. The transcript has 19 exons. Gene Ontology annotation, cellular component: plasma membrane.